This is a messenger RNA of Tyto alba (common barn owl), 1718 nucleotides long. RefSeq names its product R3H domain containing like (gene R3HDML). Lineage: Eukaryota; Metazoa; Chordata; Aves; Strigiformes; Tytonidae. Bases 428 to 1189 code for a protein of 253 amino acids. The record is from RefSeq and is a predicted model, not a curated record. The transcript has 6 exons.
GGAACAUCCUCCCCGCUGCUCUGGGGAAGGGCUGGCAGGGAUGCUAGGAGGUGCAUCGGCUGACAGAAGAGGAGAUAUUCCAGUAUUUUCUUUUUUUUUUUUUAAAAAUUCUUCUGUUUUUGAAGUGGUUUAUUUUUCCUUCCCCUGAGAUAAAGAGUCGUUAGGAUUUCUUGCUGAUGCUUUUAAAUCUUGUCAUGUGUUCCUUUAUCUAUACGAGAUUUCCAUUUGUGCUGGGGAUUUACUCAACACACCGAAUGCCUGGGAAGUUACAGGGCAGGCGGCUGCAGCAAAUAUCUCAGCAUGCUCCUAACUAGCCUCUGCCUGGCAGAUCCACGCGCCGGCAGCAGGGACCAGCGAUCCGCCUUGUCCUUGCUUAACUCCGCGUGGGAGCGGAAAGCCGCCGGCCGAUCCCGCCGGCCGGGCUAGCAUGGCUGUGCUCCACUGGCACCUGUACCUCACUGCCUUGGGCUUCUGGAUGACACAGCAGUCCAGCUCCUUCCUGCUGCCCAAUGCUACCGAGGUCCUGUCCCCCCCUGGGGGCAGAGCUGCGGGCCUGCUGUGGGGCGUGGGGGUCCCCCGGAGCCGUCGGAAGCGAUACCUCUCCCCUCGCGACAUGAACGUGAUUUUGGAUUUUCACAACCAAGUCCGGGCACAGGUGUCCCCCCCCGCCGCCAACAUGGAAUACAUGGUGUGGGAUGAGCGACUGGCCAGGGCAGCAGAGGCGUGGGCUGCGCGCUGCCUGUGGGACCACGGCCCCCCCCAGCUGAUGAAAUAUGUGGGGCAGAACCUCUCCAUCCACUCCGGCAGGUACCGCUCUGUCGUGGACAUGGUGAAAUCGUGGCACCAGGAGAAGCAGCACUAUUCCUUCCCCCAGCCCCGCGAGUGCAACCCCCGCUGCCCCUCCAAAUGCAGUGGCUCUGUCUGCAGCCACUACACGCAGAUGGUGUGGGCAUCCUCCAGCCGCCUGGGCUGUGCCCUCAGCACCUGCACCAACGUGCGGGUGUGGGGCAGCACGUGGCGGCACGCCGUCCUCCUCGUCUGCAACUACGCCAUCAAGGGCAACUGGCUGGGAGAAGCGCCGUACAAGGUGGGGCGGCCGUGCUCAGCCUGUCCCCCUACCUACGGCGGGGGCUGCUCCAACAACAUGUGCUUCACCGGACUCAAAUCCAACCAAGUCAGCUGGUUCUAGGGCUGCAGCCCCACGAGGAAGCCCCCAGGGAUGGGGACAGGGUGAACCAGGAUUAUUUAUAACACCAUGUCUCCCCUCAGCUGCCUUGGCCACCCCUCGGCCCCCUCCCUGCCCCACUUUGGGUGGCUCUCAGAAGCUCGGCUGUCCAAAUUGCUUAAACCCUAGAGCCACAUAGGAAAUGGCUUUUAUAACACACCUCUCCGGCAGCGCUUGCGUUGUCUGGCUGCUUCCAACUUGCAGGGAAAUGGGGAUGGUUUGGGUCCGUAUUUCCCAAAAUAGGGAAGGUUUGGGGUUGCAUGGAAGGAGCAGGGCUGGCUGGCAUGGUCCCUGCUCUGCAGGCUUGGGGGGCUUUCCCCAAUGACCCCCCAUCUGUGCUAAGGCAGAGGCUGGUGUAAGCAAAUACCAAGAUGUUCGUGGCGAGCAGCUGGAGAAGUGGGGAGCCCCCAGCAUGUCCCCGCUCUAUGGCAGCCCCUCCAGCCACAGGGCUCCCAGCUCUGAGACCCCCAAUAAAGCAGCCUGGAGACCCUCA